This is a messenger RNA of Pogoniulus pusillus (Red-fronted tinkerbird), 4095 nucleotides long. It is a transcript of the gene PODXL, whose product is annotated as podocalyxin like. The transcript has 9 exons. Gene Ontology annotation, cellular component: apical plasma membrane; microvillus membrane. The record is from RefSeq and is a predicted model, not a curated record. Gene Ontology annotation, biological process: positive regulation of cell-cell adhesion mediated by integrin; regulation of microvillus assembly; negative regulation of cell-cell adhesion. The coding region runs from base 1 to 2034 and encodes 677 amino acids. NCBI's taxonomy places the organism in Eukaryota, Metazoa, Chordata, Aves, Piciformes, Lybiidae.
AUGCACCUGAAACCCCCAAAUGCGCCCAAACUCCUGUCCCACCGAUUCCCAUCCCUCCCUCCCAUAUUCCAGCAUCCACCCCCCCGCACCACCCCCGCCCCUCUCUUCAUCCUCCGAGCCGGGGGCGGAGGCGAGGGCGGGCCGGGGCCAGCGUGCACCUCCCCCGGUUGUAGGGGGGGAGAAGCGGGGCCGGGAGGGCAGCGGGUCCGGGGGAGGGCAGCGGGUCCGGGGGAGGGCAGCGGGCGCACCUCCCGCCGCAGCGGGGAGAGCGCCGGAGCCGCGGCGGACACGGCCGCGCACAGCACCAUGCGGGCACCGCUGCUGCUGCCGCUGCUGCUGCUCGGUGUCAGCUCUCAGGAUGCUCCAACUCCUUCAACCCCAGGAGGAAAGGUCACCACAAUUACUACAAGCAAACCAGGAGAGCCAUCACCCACCUCGACCCCAUCAGCUGCCGUAGUUCAAGGGACCACCCCUGCAAACAAGCUAGAAAAUUCAUUGUCCACCUCUGUGGUAACAACCACCACUGCUGCAGUGACCACCAUUACAAGUCCACCAUCCACCUCUGUGAAACCAUCUUUCACAAGUCAAGGGCUCACCUCCCCAGACAACCCAGGAAACCUACCACUCAUCCCCACAUCAGCACCCCACCCACCUCAGCAGAACAGCUCCUCAGCCAGCUCUAGAGCAUCACCAACCAGCCAUGCUGUAACCUCCAGUGCUGCCCAGCAGAAGACUAGCACUUCAGGCAACUUGGGAGGCUUGGCAGACACUGCUACUCAACGUCCUGCCCCCAGUUCUGUCAGCAGCACUCCAGCCACCACAGGAAGUUUAGGAACUGGGGUUGCAUCCUCUCCCAGCCUGAAAGCUCAGGGAAGCCAGUCUGUGGACCAGUUGACCAGCACCACUGCAAGCACUGGAGUGCCAGUGACCAGCUCUUGUCCUGGGCUCAAGGAUUCUUGUGUCACUCCUCCCACACCUAUCUCAAAACAGCCUGACUCUUCUUCCAGUUCUCCAGUUCCAGGAUUGGCCUCUGCCAGCACACUUGGAAGCACUGGCACUUCUGUUACCCCUCUUGGUGGACCUGUGUCCCACCCCACUAGCAAAGCCUCUCCAUCUUUACCACCUGACAGCACUGCAAAGGUCUCAGAGGCAACCACCGCACCAACUUCAGGAGGAGACCAGAAGAGCCCAGAAGCUGGAUCUGUGCCAACCAAACCUUCAAGCACUCCCCAGAGCCCUGCCACUGACCAGCCACCGACCGCAGCCCUGGGGAACCAGACCGAGUGCAGCACAUGUGGCCUCCAUCACCCUAACAUUUCUUUGCAAAAUGAGAUCAUCUGCAAAGACCAAGUGCAGAACAACUUGCCCAACAUGUAUCUGAAAGAAGCCAGAACCUGUGCCGAGUGGAGGAGUGCCAGCACCAACAAGUCCUUUUUUGAGAGCUUCUGCUCGACAGGCCAGCACACCUUCAACGCCAGCAGGGAAGCAUGCACCGUGACGCUGAGCUCCCACGAGCGCCGCUCCCAGCACUGGGCCGUGCAGGCAGUCUUGCACAUUCCUUUGGACUCUGAACAAGUCCUUGAGGAGUUGAAGGAGAAGAAGAAGUUAGAAGAGCUCGGCAUCGCCAACAUCACCUACGACAAAAGGGAGCAGGAGAUGGUAAUCAACGACGAGUUCAGCACGCCCCUGAUCAUCACCAUCGUCACCCUGGCCGGCUCCCUGCUGCUCAUCGCUGCCAUCUACGGCUGCUGCCACCAGCGCUUCUCCCAGAAGAAGGACCAGCACAUCCACCCUGAUCUCCCCGGGUUUGAUGAUGGACAUGUGGCCCUGAUCUUUAAUCAGCGCCUGACCGAGGAGCUGCAAACAAUGGAGAACGGUUACCACGAUAACCCCACGCUGGAGGUGAUGGAGACCUCCUCUGAAAUGCAGGAGAAGAAAGUGAACCUCAACGGCGAGCUGGGGGACAGUUGGAUCGUUCCUCUUGACAGCCUCAUCAAGGAGGACCUGGAGGAAGAGGAGGACACGCAUUUAUAGGAUGCAGAACUUGAUCAGGCAAAAAGUGACCACCCCUCCCCCCCCCCCAAAAAAAAAUAUAGAGCCCAGAAUCCCUACACACACAGAGCUCCAAAACAAAACUCCCAACACAGCCCAGAGAGUACUUUAAUAAACUAAUCAUGGCCCCUUAUGCCACUAUAUGGAGUGCAGGGUUGAAGAGGAUGGGACAUGAGAAGGCACCUCCAGGGUGUCAGCACAAGCCACCGUGGUGGCUGCAUUCAGGCAAGCAUCCUCCAUCACCCAUGGGUGCUCACCAGGACCUACCAUGCCAGACCUGACCAGCUGUGGGCAAAGGCAGUGGCCUUGCUCCUGAAGAGAUCCUGCUGUCUCCUCCAAGGGUGUCCCCUCCCCUCCUGCAGGAUGGAACCACACCAACCUCAUCCUGUUCAGCAAUUUAAAAGGCAAAAGAACUACAUGUAACUAGGAUGGGCGAAGGAGCAUCUCCUGACAGCAAACCAGCACCUGGCAACUAGAGCUAGAAAGAUCCUCUGGCCCACGCAUUUUAGUCAUCACUCUGCCCUCCUCGACACCCAGGCAUGGAGCAGAGAAAGCUGGCACAGCCUGUUCCUUCCCAAUCCACUUCCCACCUUCCCAGCACAGACACGAGAGAGCCCUGUGCUGUGCCACAGGCAAAGGAAAGCCUCCAGACCUGGCCAACAGGAAGGCUGUGGCGGUGCCAAGUGAUGCUCAAUCCUGUGCCACCACCAGCUGUGCCACAAAGGGCUGCAGGAUGCAUCCUGCACCCAGCUGAAGACCAGGAGAAUCCCAGCAGCUUGCUGUAUAGAUGCAAAGGGAAGGAGAAGGAGUGCUGCCCUCAAGUUCAACCCUCCUGGGAGGUGUGCAAUGAGACUAAGAGCAAUACCUGAUCACCAGCCCAGGCUGGGAGUUUCAUGGUGCAGGAGCUCAGCUCCAGCUCUGCUGCUGCACUUCCCAACAGAAGCAGUGGUUGCCUUCCAGGAAUAUGCAACAGCAGCUCACAGGCCACCUCCAUCCCCCUUGAGACCACGGAUUACAUGCACAAGGAUGGGUUGUGACUGUUGUGGUCAUCUUGUCCUGCAUGUGCAGCAGAGGAGGUAAGAGAGCAAUGGAAGCAUGAGCCAGGUAGCUCGGAGUUAUCCAGGGUUUUCCAUCGGUGCAGCCCUCAGUGUUUCCUCCCCACAGGGUUCAUAACUUCACUCCACAUUCUCAAGCUCUUCUUCAAAAGCCAGUGAGAUAAAAGAGACCUGCAAUGAAACUUCCAGCUCAGCAGCAGAGCUGGGCCUGAGCUUUGUCCUGCAGCCCCUGGCUUCUUGUCCAGGCCUCCCUUUGUUGUGAGUCUGGAGAAGAGAAAGGGAAAAUACGCAAGGAGGAGAAAGUGGCUGGGCUGAGGCCAUUUCUGCUUUUCUACUCCCCACCACAGCUCCUAAACGGCUCUAAAAGGAUGGGCAGAGUUUCACACCUUUGUUCUGGCAUUAGUAAAGCAGAGGUCAGAGCAGGGCUCCAUCCUGCAGCAGGAGAAGACAACCAGAACGUCACUUGGGUGAGUGCAUCUCCCAGCACAGGAGGAUGGUGGUGGUCCCAAGCCCUUUAUAAGGCAGAGGAGCUGCAGAUGAAGAGCAGUGGCCAAGCACAGCCCUUCUUCUCCCCUGCCUGCCAUUGACCAUUGCACCAUGGGGUGAUUUCCUUCAGGCUCAACCACCAAGUCAACAAGAUGGAGAUCUGCUUCCCAUGGCUGCCAUAAACAAGAGGAAAGGCAGAGCUGAGCAAUGGAAAACUUGGUGAAAAUACACUCAAACCCAGAGUGCAUUUUCAAGGCAAGGCAGACCUCAGGAGUACUCACAAAGGAGAGGGUCAGGGUGGUUUGCUCAGCCCCAGCACAGAAGCUGGCAGAAGAUAGAUCUUCUCAAAGGGACUGGCUCUUCUCCCACCUCUCCUGCACCAAAGGGCAGAGUUUGAAGUGUUCAAACCUAUAUAUUUUUGUAUGUAAAUAUUCCUGCUAUUCUUUAGCAAUGUAUUCAGCACACUUCACUUACCUGUGCACUGCACUGUGGGGAAGCAAUU